UUAAGAAUUGACUUGUAAAUACACGUAGUCUGUCCAUCUCCCUUUCUUCUUCUGUUUCUAUAACAGGUUUAUUCUGUUUCUUGAUUCCUUCAAUGACAGACCACUGAAUUUGAAGUGUUAGUAUUGUCUCUUUUUGUAGUUCUUUGCUGUUGUUGUACGGUCCAGCUGUGUUUCCGUGUGCCAUGCCAUGCCUUUAACUUAUACUGGUUAAGGUCCAGGGUUCGGAUUUUUUACAAGGGGAUAUUGUUUAUUGUUCAACACCAAUUUGUUGUUUUUGUUGAGCGAGCAAGCACAAAUUGGGAUGUGAAGAUCACUCACCGGAACCCAUGAUAAGGUCUUUCAAUGGGGUCCCUAAACGUGGAGAAGAAAUGGGUUUUCCCUCUUGUCAUAAGCUCUCUCAUAUGUCUAUUCCUUUUAGCAACUUGUUUCAACAUGGGUCUUGUUUCUUCACUGCAUACAAUCAAUCAAAUCUUCAACAUCUUCCCAUUUCGUACCAACCAGACAAGUCAAGGUUACGCUGAAAAAAAAUUCUCCCUAUCUCCUUCCCCUCCUCUCCCUUCGAAGAUCCCUCGAUUUGCCUAUCUGGUCUCUGGGUCUAAAGGUGAUUUGGAAAAGCUCUGGAGAACUCUUCAUUCGCUUUACCAUCCCCGGAACGAAUAUGUUGUUCAUCUGGACCUUGAGUCCCCUGCAGAGGAAAGAUUGGAGCUUGCAUCGCGAGUGGAAAAGCAUCCGGUUUUCUCAAAGGUGGGAAAUGUUUAUAUGAUCAGCAAAGCCAAUAUGGUUACCUAUAGAGGACCCUCCAUGGUUUCUAAUACACUUCAUGCUUGUGCAAUUCUUCUCAAAAGGAGCAAAGAUUGGGAUUGGUUUAUCAAUCUCAGUGCUUCUGAUUAUCCUCUUGUAACUCAAGACGAUCUUAUUCACACAUUUUCAACUAUAAACCGAAAUCUAAACUUUAUUGAGCACACAAGUCAGCUGGGCUGGAAAGCGGAGAAACGAGCAAUGCCUUUGAUUGUGGACCCUGGUCUUUACUCGACAACUAAAGCAGAUAUUUACGGGGCCACGCCACAGAGAUCGUUGCCAACAGCAUUCAAAUUAUUCACCGGUUCAGCAUGGAUGGUUCUCACACGCUCGUUUGUUGAAUACCUAAUUUGGGGUUGGGAUAAUCUACCACGAACCUUGUUGAUGUAUUACACAAACUUUGUUUCCUCACCUGAAGGAUACUUUCACACAGUAAUAUGCAAUGUACCAGAGUUUGCCCAAACUGCAGUCAGCCAUGACUUGCACUACAUUGCUUGGGACAAUCCUCCCAAGCAGCAUCCUCACACCCUCACCAUCAAUGACACAAACAAGAUGAUUGCGAGUGGUGCUGCCUUUGCCAGAAAAUUCAAAGGAGACGAUCCUGUCUUGGAUAAGAUUGACAAAGAUUUACUUCACCGGAAGAAUGGGAGCUUCACUCCGGGUGGAUGGUGCUCUGGCAGUCCCAAAUGCUCUGAGGUCGGGAACCUGGACGAUAUUAAACCUGGCCCUGGAGCUAGCAGACUGAAACGCCUCAUAUCUAGGGUAGCUUUGUUUACAACGCUUAAACAAAACCAAUGUAAAUAGAUUUCCCAAAAGUCUCUUGCUUGCAGGUGGAAAAGGACUCAACUUCAUUCUACAUGCCAGAAAACAGCUUAUAAAAAACUUGUUUGAGAAAAGAACCUUGAUGCUGAAGAUGCACCAAAGGCCUCCUCCUUUGCUAGAAUCUAAGGUAGGUAAGUUUUUCAUUACAAACCUGGUGCGGUGGUCGGGAUCUAUUUUUGCACGUUGCCUUUCUUUAACUUGUACUCUCUUUAGACCUAUUAUACUACACGUCCUGGAAAUUUUCCGGAGUACCUCUCUUUCUCCUAUUUCUUUCAUGACAGUGAAAUUUUUGGUUCCCAAUAAUUUGAUAAUUUAUUGUCUACAGUGUAGAAUCUUGGAUAUUCAUGUUUAAGAUAACAACAUGAAGACUCAAUUACCACAGCAGAAUUUGCUCUACCAUUUUUCAGUCAUGUCAUCAGAAUGUGAUGCUAAGCAUGGAAGAGAUCAAGAGAUGUGCUUCUAUUUCAUCUUUCUGAUAAACCUAUGAUCCAAAUUACACAUAAUUAUAUUGUUAUUAUUUGGGA
Messenger RNA from Populus euphratica (Euphrates poplar), 2144 nucleotides. Its product is annotated as Core-2/I-branching beta-1,6-N-acetylglucosaminyltransferase family protein. The record is from RefSeq and is a predicted model, not a curated record. Gene Ontology annotation, cellular component: membrane. The transcript is spliced from 5 exons. NCBI's taxonomy places the organism in Eukaryota, Viridiplantae, Streptophyta, Magnoliopsida, Malpighiales, Salicaceae. Gene Ontology annotation, molecular function: glucuronosyltransferase activity. Bases 343 to 1602 code for a protein of 419 amino acids.